Messenger RNA from Prunus armeniaca (apricot), 2073 nucleotides. The record is from the annotation of a GenBank genome assembly. Lineage: Eukaryota; Viridiplantae; Streptophyta; Magnoliopsida; Rosales; Rosaceae.
AUGCAAAGCCCAGAUCCGACGGGGGAGGACGAAUCACAGUACAUCACCAACAGGCGCAUCCAACGGCUGUCCUUGCACCUGACACCCAAUUACCCACAACCUCAAAACGACGCCACCCACCACCAGCUUCAGCUGCUAGAGUGCGCCAAAGCGGCGACGCUGAAGGUGGACACAGAUAGUCUUUCCAAUUACUUGAGAGGCAAGCAUAAAGACAUUCAAGACAGAGUUUUGGACUACUUCAACAACAGGCCUGAUCUUCAGACGCCACUUGAGAUUUUGAAGGAUGAUCACCGUGAGCUUUGUAUGAGGCAGCUUGUUGCGUUGGUCAGAGAUGCUGGGAUUAGGCCUUUCAGGUACGUGGUUGAAGACCCGGCUAAGUACUUUGCUAUUUUGGAAGCCGUUGGAAGCGUGGACGUGUCUCUUGCGAUUAAGAUGGGGGUGCAGUACAGUCUUUGGGGAGGUUCUGUACUCAAUUUAGGAACUAAAAAACACAAGGACAAGUAUUUUGAUGGUAUUGACAAUAUGGAUUAUCCAGGUUGUUUUGCUAUGACAGAACUGCAUCACGGCUCAAAUGUUCAAGGUCUACAAACUGUGGCAACAUUUGAUCCACUCACAGAUGAAUUUAUAAUUGACACACCCAAUGAUGGUGCCAUCAAAUGGUGGAUUGGCAAUGCUGCUGUUCAUGGCAAGUUUACUACAGUUUUUGCUAAGCUGAUGUUGCCAACUCACGAUACCAAAGGAGUUUCUGAUAUGGGUGUCCAUGCCUUCAUUGUGCCAAUAAGGGAUUUCGAGACCCACCAAACUCUUCCAGGGAUUGAGAUACAUGAUUGUGGCCAUAAGGUUGGUCUGAAUGGGGUGGACAACGGAGCAUUAAGAUUCCGCUCAGUGAGAAUUCCUCGUGAUAAUCUUCUUAAUCGAUUUGGAGAUGUCUCCCGGGAUGGGAAGUACACAAGUAGCUUACCAUCUAUAAAUAAAAGGUUUGCUGCCACAUUAGGGGAACUUGUAGGUGGGAGAGUCGGCCUUGCAUAUUCUUCAGUUAGUGUCCUCAAGAUUGCUGCCAUAAUUGCAAUUCGAUAUUCUCUACUGCGUCAACAAUUUGGUCCUCCUAAGCAACCUGAAGUUACCAUUCUUGAUUACCAGUCCCAUCAGCACAAGUUAAUGCCAAUGCUGGCUUCAACUUAUGCAUUCCAUUUUGCCACGCUGCAUUUGGUGGAGAAAUAUGCAGAGAUGAAAAAGACUCAUGAUGAACAAUUGGUUGGUGAUGUCCAUUCGCUUUCGGCAGGGCUCAAGGCUUAUGUGACAGGAUAUACAGCAAAAUCAUUGAGUAUCUGCAGGGAAGCUUGUGGAGGCCAUGGGUAUGCUGCUGUCAACCGCUUUGGUAGCUUGAGGAAUGACCAUGACAUUUUUCAGACAUUUGAAGGGGACAACACAGUGCUUCUACAACAGGUGGCAGGUGAUCUGUUGAAGCAAUACAAGGAGAAAUUUCAAGGGGGUACACUCACUGUUACAUGGAACUACCUUAGAGAGUCCAUGAACUCAUAUUUAUCUCAGCCAAAUCCAGUGACUGCUCGUUGGGAAAGUGAAGACCAUUUGCGAGAUCCUAAGUUCCAGUUGGAUGCUUUUAGAUACCGAACUUCUCGAUUACUCCAAAGUGUUGCCGUUAGACUACGCAAGCACUCUAAAACUCUUGGAAGUUUUGGUGCUUGGAAUAGAUGCUUAAAUCACCUUUUGACACUUGCAGAGUCCCAUAUUGAGUCUGUCAUCCUUGCCAAAUUUAUCGAAUCUGUUCAGAACUGUCCGGAUGCAAGUUCUCGAGCUGCUUUGAAACUCGUUUGUGAUCUUUAUGCCUUGGAACGAAUCUGGAAGGAUAUAGGAACCUAUCGUAAUGUUGAUUAUGUGGCACCAAACAAAGCUAAGGCAAUCCACAAACUCUCAGAAUAUCUGAGUUUCCGAGUGAGAAAUGUAGCAAGGGAACUGAUAGACGCUUUUGAUAUUCCAGAUCAUGUUACACGGGCCCCAAUUGCAAUGCAGUCAGAUGCCUACUCUCAUUACACACAAUACGUGGGCUUUUAA